Episyrphus balteatus (marmalade hoverfly) is the source of this 2388-nucleotide messenger RNA. RefSeq lists its product as uncharacterized. Lineage: Eukaryota; Metazoa; Arthropoda; Insecta; Diptera; Syrphidae. The record is from RefSeq and is a predicted model, not a curated record. The coding region runs from base 199 to 1230 and encodes 343 amino acids. The transcript is spliced from 2 exons.
AAAUAUAUUCGCAUACAACUUUUUCCCAGGCAGACGCUUAAGUAUAAUAUUUUCUUACGAGUAUAGGUAGUUCGUCCUAUUUAUCCAAAGUCAGUGCGUCGUAAAAAGGAAUAUAACAUAAAAAAUUAAUUUAGAAAAAAAAAAACAAAAAGGAUUGCAUUUUUGGGGUACAAUUUGCAAAAUCCUCCGGUCGAAGUCAUGCGAAGUCGUACUGAAUUAGUGACCACAACAUUCAUCGAUUCCGAAGACGAUUUUACAGAAACAGAUGAUUCUGAGGAAGAUUGGCGCCCAUCGGCAUCCAAUCGAAAUGUAAAAAAACGCUCUCACACCACAAAAGGACGAAAUCGUGGCAGCCGCAAGAGAAAAUCUUCAGGUACAUCUUCCAAUGGAACGAAUCACAAGAAAAAUCGACGACAAGCUGCUCAAGAUGCAAUCUAUCAAACAUUUGACGAUUCAGAUGAUGAGGACGAAGAGGAUUAUGAAUAUUUCAAGGCGGCAAGGACACAAUUGGCUGCCGAGGUCGAACCAAAAGCAAUAAUAUUACCGCCAAAGAAAAAAGAGAAGAAUCUGAGUAUGAAUGGAAAUACUGCUUCAGGGAUAUUUCAGCUUUUUCUAUAUCGCAAGGACUUAAAGGAAGACUAUGUGACAAAUUCUCAUUUGUGCUUGUGGCGCAAAGAUGGUACAAACUUGUUGCAAAAAUACAUAAGGGUAAAGACUGGAGUUCCUGAUGAAUUCAUGUUUACAUCGUCUUCUGUGUAUUCGACGUGGGAUGAGAAACGACGCCGAGAUUUUGUGACUUUUGCUGUCAAAUGCCACGAAGAAAACCACCGCAGAGUAACAUUUGUCAAUACAAAUGACCUUCACUCGUUGGCAAGAAGUGAAUUGGAAAGAAUUAAUCCGGGUAUGGAGGACCAUCAUGUGGACAAUGAUGAAAGCGAAGAAGAAGAAAACGACGCUGAUGCUGAAUAUAACUCUGAUGUUAGUGAAUGUGAUGAAAAUAAUGGUUUAUUUCAACCAGACGAUGACGAAGCAGAGGUCGAAUGCGAUGAAGAAAAUAUUGAGGAAAUUGAAGAUGAAGAGGAGCAAGCUUCUGAGGAAGAUGACCCAGUUGAAGAGGAAUUUGAUGAUUUUGAACAGCUAGAGGAAGAAGACGAUGAAAUUGAAGAAAUUGAGGAGAACGAUGAUGAAGACAAAGAGAAUCAAUAUGAAUCUGACCAUGAACAAGAGUAAGAUAAGACUAAAGAUGAUAGAUUUGUAGAAUUUUUUUAUAUUUGUUUUGAGUUUUUGCGAUAGGGACAAUAUGGACAAAUUGUGUGCUUAAAAAAUUUAAAAGGUCUUUCUUAAAUUCAGCAAAUUUGUUUGCUUUUAAGUUUUUAACUAUCCUUUUUUAAUGAAAACUUAAGUGCUUACAAUUCUAAAUCACUUUAAUUUGACAUUCAGCUAAGAAAACGGUUAUUCAGUGGCAUACAAAAAAUAGAGUUUUACAAUAUAUUUGAUUUAAAAAGGAAAAAACAGCAUGCUGACAAAGUUAUUCAACCUUUUAAAGUGACUGUUAAAUUUUUGAGUCUAUUUAUUUUGGAUUUUUUUUAUUUAAACAUGUCCACAUUUGAAAAAAGAUAAAACAAACUGUGCUUACAUCUCUUAUCCCAAGCAGCAUAGCAAUUGAUAUAAAGUUUGUUAACUAUUUUAAGUAAUAAUUUUCGUCUAGCCAUUAUAUCUAGCUUAAAGUAGUAAUUAGAGCUUUAAAUUAAUGCUCAAAACAAAAUAUAAACACGCACCUGAAAAAAAAUUAUUCUUCUUGUACUUCAAUCUAUUAAUCGGAUUCUUUUUUGAACUGAAAGUUUAUUGUUCUCCUAUUUUUAAAUUGCUAACUAUAACGCUCAAAGAGAUGCCAAAUGAAUUGUGACUCUCACUUAAAAAUUAAAGCUAUAAGCAUCACAAUUAAUAUUAAUUUUAUUAAUAAUAAUAAAAUUAAUUAUAUUUAAUAAAAAGUAACUAUAAAAUCAAAAAUUAAUGAAAGUCCUAAUCCUACAGUAAUUUUAUCCUUAAGUACAACGAUACUUUAGAAAUUAUUGUAUAUUUAAAAUUAUAAGAUACAAAAAACAAAAACAAAUAUUAUUAAAAAUUGUGAUUUUAAAAAUUAAGUUCAUUUAUAUACUAUUAUUUAUUUAAAAAUAUUAUUAUAGUUUAUUUCGAUGAAUAAACUCUGUUAGCUUAGUGCACUUAAGUAUAUAUUAUAGUAUUAUUAUAGAAAUACAAAAAAAGGAAUAAGAAAUUCAGUUCAAAGUGAGAAGGAGUCGAAAAAAAAUUAUUAAAACUAUAAGGACAUCUUUGUAUUGCUAAUCAAGAAAUAAAAAAUUAAUCAUGGAAACCAAAAUUUUGAUUUUU